Grosmannia clavigera kw1407 is the source of this 315-nucleotide messenger RNA. RefSeq names its product helix-loop-helix DNA-binding domain containing protein. The record is from RefSeq and is a predicted model, not a curated record. Gene Ontology annotation, biological process: regulation of transcription by RNA polymerase II. The coding region runs from base 1 to 315 and encodes 104 amino acids. Gene Ontology annotation, molecular function: protein dimerization activity; RNA polymerase II cis-regulatory region sequence-specific DNA binding; DNA-binding transcription factor activity, RNA polymerase II-specific. The transcript is spliced from 2 exons. Lineage: Eukaryota; Fungi; Ascomycota; Sordariomycetes; Ophiostomatales; Ophiostomataceae.
AUGUCGUCGCCGCGAGCGUCAUCGCAAGGAGAGUUUGAUGCCAAUGGUGCUGCCAUUGACGACCGGCCGCGGCUGACGGAAGACGAGAAGAAGCAGAACCACAUUGCGUCAGAACAAAAACGUCGACAGGCUAUUCGUGAUGGAUUUGACCGCCUGACUGAGCUGGUGCCCGGGCUGCAGGGCCAAGGCCGAUCCGAGGGGCUGGUGCUGAAACGCACCGUCGACUUUAUCCGGGCCAAUCUGGAUGAACGCCAGAAGCUGAUCCGGCAGGUUGAGGCCAAGGGCGGCAAGGUCGAGGACUACCUGCGGGUGUGA